AUGGCCGAUCCCGUCACGGAACUCAGUCCCUCAGGCAACACCGCCACACCGCUGACCCGUAAUGUCCGCCGGAGAUUGGUCCAAUCUACGCUCUUCCCUCACAAGCCGGCAGAGCCCCGCAACAAACCCGAGGAAAAUGGCGACAGUUGUGACGAACAAGACGAGGAUUACUGCGAGACGAAGAGUCGCAGGAAGAGAAAGUCCAAAGGAAAAAAAGUCGCUCCCACCGCAAAUAAAGGUCCCAAGAGUGCCACACCAAAGAAAAAUGCACCAGCUAAUGGAAUUGUGGGGAAUGUUUCGUCUGAUUUCGAUAAAGUUGAUAAACCUAAGCCCGAUUUGCGUUUAGAGGCAAAGUUGUCAGCUGAGGAGAAUUCAAGGAUGUUUGCAGGUCGGCAAGUUCAUCCAUUUUUUUCAUCCUGUAAAGCAGGGAAGAAAGUUCAGGAGCUGUCUGAAUCAGGAAGUGAUCUAUUCAAAGCUAAGAGUGGGGAUGACAGGAUUACCUGUGGUCCUAUUCAUGUAUUUGAAAAUAUCAAGGCUGACACCUCAUCGCUAGAUUGGAGAAAAUGGACAUUUUUGAGUAAUUCCACCCAUGUGAAUGGUGGAUUAGAAAGUUUAAAUUCAUCUGUUUACGAGGGUUCUGUUGAAUGCUUAAAUUUUGAUAAGCUUCUUAGUACUUUACAUCCAUUGGGGGCCUCAAGUUUUCAUUCUCCGUGUCCAGAAAAUCUGCAAGAAACAUCAUUACCAAACUCAAUUUUACAAAAGGAGCAAACAAAAAAUGCCAAAGUGGACUUGGAGGUGGAUGAGUCUGAUACCUUUUCUGUGCUAGCUGGCUAUUUUAGAAAGUCAUGUACUGAGCCGUCUAGUAGAUUUCUUCAAGAAAGGUAA
Molecule: messenger RNA, 885 nt
Organism: Vicia faba (fava bean)
Lineage: Eukaryota; Viridiplantae; Streptophyta; Magnoliopsida; Fabales; Fabaceae
Source: the annotation of a GenBank genome assembly